This is a messenger RNA of Prunus mume (Japanese apricot), 3181 nucleotides long. Lineage: Eukaryota; Viridiplantae; Streptophyta; Magnoliopsida; Rosales; Rosaceae. The record is from RefSeq and is a predicted model, not a curated record.
AUGGCAGGGUCUUCCCUCAUGGAAAACCUCUUCCAGCGCACACUGGAGGACCUGAUCAAGGGCCUCCGUCUCCAACUCAUCGGCGAGUCCGCCUUCCUUUCCAAGGCCAUAGACGAAAUCCGCCGCGAGGUCAAGUCCACAGACUCAGACACCAAGGCCAACGCCCUCCACAAACUCACCUACCUCUCCUCCCUCCACUUCUACGACAUGUCGUUCGCCGCAUUCCACGUCGUCGAGCUCCUCUCCUCCACUCGCUUUUCCCACAAGAAGAUUGCCUACCACGCCGCCUCCCACUCCUUCACCGACGACACGCCCGUCCUCGUCCUCAUCACCAACCAGCUCCGCAAGGACCUCACCAGCACCAACGAGCUCGAGGUAAGCUUGGCACUUGAAUGCCUCUCCAGAAUUGCUACCGUAGAUCUUGCUAGAGAUUUGACCCCCGAGAUAUUCACCUUGCUAGCUAGUAGUAAAGUUAUUGUGAAAAAGAAAGCGAUCGGUGUGCUUUUGAGGGUGUUUGAAAAAUAUCCGGAUGCUGUCAGGGUGUGCUUCAAGCGUUUGGUUGAAAAUUUAGAGAGUUCAGAGUCGCGGGUUGUGUCUGUGGCUGUUGGGGUGUUUUGUGAGCUUGCUUUAAGAGAGCCCAGAUCAUCGUAUCUUCCAUUGGCGCCUGAGUUCUAUAAGAUCUUGGUUGAUUCUAGGAACAAUUGGAUUUUGAUUAAGGUGUUAAAGAUAUUUGCAAAAUUGGCUCCUUUAGAGCCUAGGUUGGCUAAUAGAGUUGUUGAGCCUGUUUGUGAGCAUAUCAGGAGGACAGGGGCCAAAUCAUUGUUGUUUGAGUGUAUUAGGACUGUGGUGACCAGUUUGAGUGAUUAUGAAUCUGCAGUGAAGCUUGUUGUUGUGAAGAUUCGGGAAAUGCUGGUUGAUGAUGAUCCGAAUCUUAAGUAUCUCGCAUUGCAGGCGCUUUCAGUGGUUGCCCCAAAGCACUUGUGGGCAGUGUUGGAGAAUAAGGAGGUUGUGAUUAAGUCCUUGAGUGAUGUGGAUCCAAAUAUUAAGCUGGAGUCCUUGCGUCUUGUUAUGGCAAUGUUGUCUGAGAGUAAUGUGGCCGAAAUUUGCAGGGUUUUGGUAAAUUAUGCCUUAAAAUCUGACCCCGAGUUUUGCAAUGAGAUUCUUGGUUCCAUUUUAUCAACAUGCGGUAGUAAUGUAUAUGAGAUUAUUAUUGACUUCGAUUGGUAUGUAUCGCUUCUGGGAGAAAUGUCGAGGAUUCCACAUUGCCAGAAGGGGGAAGAAAUUGAGAAGCAGCUUAUUGAUAUCAGUAUGAGGGUGAAAGACAUUAGACCAGAGCUUGUUCGGGUCAGUCGUGAUCUACUGAUUGAUCCUGCAUUACUUGGUAAUCCUUUCUUACACAGGAUAUUAUCAGCUGCUGCUUGGUUGUCAGGGAUAUAUGUUGAGUUCUCGAUAAACCCAUUUGAACUCAUGGAGGCACUAUUACAGCCUCGUACAACUCUCUUGCCGCCAUUUAUAAGGGCAGUUUAUGUACAGUCUGCUUUUAAAGUUGUAAUCUUUUGUCUGAAUGCUUACCUUUUGCGGAGGGGGAAUGCUGCUUCCUCCUCAUAUAUUGAUAAAUUGGUGCCAGAUGUUCCAGGAUUGGUUUCGGAAUGUGAUGACCCAGAGAGUUCUGACUUGGCAUCAUGUGAUUCUCCUGUGCAUUGCAAACAGGAUGAAGGAUUCAACCCGAGGGUUUUAAAUCAAUCUUUUGAAGGUCUUUUUGUGGAACAUGGUGGGGAGGAAACUGCUACUCGUGGGCAGGUAUCUGCAUCUUCUUCAUUGAGGGACGGUUUCACACAUGAAUCUAUCAUAAACCUUUUAAAUCGAGUUGAAUUGGCUCUGGCUCCACUAACAGGAAGCUAUGAUGUAGAAAUUCUAGAGAGAGCGCGAAAUAUACUCUGUUUCAUUGAGUUGAUUAAGCGAAAAAUGCCUGAUUGUCUAGUCCAGAAGGAAGAAAGUUUGGGAAGAGAAGAAGCACCAGCGUCCCAAAUCAUCAGAUUGAUGCAUGAUGCCUUUUCAAAUGAUCUGGGUCCUGUAUCAGUAAGUGCUCAAGAAAGAGUUCCGGUACCAGAUGGAUUAGUGCUUGCGAAGAAUCUUGAAGACUUGGAAACAAUCUUUGGUGAUGUUCAGCUGCCUUCAUUAAAUUCAGUUUCUCUUGGAAGCCCUCAAUAUGAGGACAGGGCUGGUUUUUCUCUCCCUAUCCUUCAGAGUAAAGAAGAGCCAGGACCAUCAAAUGAAUCCACAUCUCUGCUGGCAGAUCACCGUAAGCAGCAUGGUCUAUAUUAUCUUCCUUCUGCAAAGAAUGAAGAUGAGUAUCCACCCGCCAAUGAUCUUAAAUUACAGGCUGAUACUAAUGAUGGCGAUGAAGAUCUAGUUAAGCUUACUGAGCAAUUACUAUUUUCAAAGAAAAAGCCAAACCAUGCAAAGCCUAGGCCUGUGGUGGUGAAAUUGGAUGGAGAUCAAGUACCUAUUGCAGCCAACCCUGAUCGGAAGGAAGAUUUGUUGUCUGGUACUGUGCGAGAUGUUCUUUUAGGUAGUGACACCAAUCACACAUCCUCUCAAAGUAAAGUAUCUACCAAGUCAUCGACUCAGAGAAAAGGGAAGGAUAAACUAAAUGUUGAUUCUGUUACAGAAUCUAAAGAAAAUUUGGGUGAUAUUGAAAAGCAUGAUCAAGGAAACCCAAGUUUAAGAAAAAGCAAGCACCAUACGCAUGGUAAAGGGAGAAGACACAAAAGCCCGGGAAAGAAGGGAGAUGAAAGAGAAGAAAAUGGUCAGAAAGUGAAGCAAAAAAGUAGUCAUAGCCAUAGUAAGCACAAGGCUCGACAACGAGCAGAGGUGCCCCUGAAUGUGGCUGCACAAUCACCAGGCAUUCCAGAUUUUCUUUUAUAGUGUUAAAAGGUUUGGAUUUAUUUUUUCAAUCAUGAUGUCACAAAACUUGUCCUUGUAUUUCACCACGACUAAGGUCAGUCCUGCUGUAGAUUUUAUACAUUUUGCUUUCAUAAUCACAGUUUGUAGUUGCACAACUGUUGGAUUCCUUUUUUUCACUUUUUAUGUCAAACGAUGCGAGUGAAUUUCAUUCAAGCUAUGAAAUUUGAGGGUUGAGAUUGUCUAUGAAUUAAGUGUUGCCCACACAGUUCUUGAA